AUGAACCAACAACAUAACCAACAGAAUCAACAACAUAACCAACAGAAUCAACAACAUAACCAACAGAAUCAACAACAUAAUCAAUAUAACCAACAAAACCUACAACAACCCUCAGCUAGUUAUUUGAACAUGACGCAAGCUGAUAAUUUCCAGUAG
Molecule: messenger RNA, 156 nt
Organism: Ambispora gerdemannii
Lineage: Eukaryota; Fungi; Glomeromycota; Glomeromycetes; Archaeosporales; Ambisporaceae
Source: the annotation of a GenBank genome assembly